UUAAGCGCAAACGCAAACGCAGGAGGCGUACAGCGAGGUUUCCGCUUCUCAGCAGGGCUCGGACCGCGGCUCACGAAAAUCACCGUGAGUAACGUGCAAGGUUGACGCACUAAGGUACGAAAAAAAGCAGGGGAAAAAAAAAAAACAAGCGAGCAGAAAAGAUGUCUGAAUCCAAGUACCGCGAGUGGAUUCUGGACACUAUCGACUCGCUGCGGUCUCGAAAAGCUCGGCCGGACUUGGAGAGGAUUUGCCGAAUGGUCCGGAGACGACACGGGUCCGAGCCUGACCGAACCUGCGCAGAACUGGAAAAACUGAUCCAGGAACAAACCGUGCUGAAAGUUAACUACAAGGGCUCCAUUUCAUACCGAAACGCCGCCAAGGUUCAGCGGAGAAGCAGGAAAAAAGAUGAUGUAUCGUUAACAACGGCUGCGAGAAGGAGCGCCGUGGAAGAAGCUAGUCACUCUGACUUGAGCAAUGGGGACAGCGCUUUCGGUCCCGCUGACCCGGACGAGGAGGAUUUGGAGGCUGACACCUCAAUAGCUAUGGACACAGAUAGCAAUGCAGAUGAAGAGGGGGGUGAUGAGAGCCGGGAUGGGCAGGAAAGACCCUCUCCCAGCCACACACAUGAAGAUGCCACAGUGCACUGUGCCCCUGUGCGAGCUGUCUCUGCCCCCUGCUCUCCCUCUGGCGCUCGGCCCAGCCCUGGCUCUGGUCUGGACUGCGCCUCUUUCCAGAAGGCUGGUGAGAGGCCCAACUCCUUGCCCCCCUCCAGCCCCAGGGCCCUUGCACACAAUGACUGGGCUUAUGAUUCUGCUGUCUGCCCAGCAGAGCGCCAGCACCCAGGAAUGCAGCGAGACAAAGCAGUGGCUGUGAAGCCAGCAGCCCAGUCUGUAGCUGCCAUCCCCUGUGCUGUAAACAACAUAAAGAAAGACGACGGAGGCAAGGUGGAGGACAGAAGCCUCUCGUCUGACCAGUUGGUGCCAGAAUCGGCAUCACGGCUGGAUGAGACCAGGAAUGCAUCUGAUGGAAGAUCACAAACACUGCCUUUGCCAUCUGACAACUGCACAUUUAAGAAGAUGGACACAUCAUCCUUGACAGCAGCUGACGACAAUCUUGUGAAUGGCGGUAAAGUGGAUGAAGUGUCCAUGAAGAAGGAGAUGAGCCAGAACCUGUUGCAGUGGACUGUGGCAGAUGUGGCCAGUUAUUUCUCAGCUGCAGGAUUUCCAGAGCAGGCGGUUGCAUUUCGAACGCAGGAAAUUGAUGGGAAGUCUCUCCUUCUGAUGCAGCGCAGCGACGUAUUGACCGGGCUGUCUAUCCGACUCGGCCCUGCCCUCAAAAUCUACGAGCGCCACGUAAAAGUGCUUCAGAGGACCCAUUUCCUGGAAUGCGAAGACCUCUGAAGUGGCGACGGACAUGGCAGGCUGUACUGCAUUAACUCAAACUUGCAUGCAGUGCCAUCUCUCUACCGCCCACUUUCAUAUACAGUAUGUGUAGAGGGCGUGCGGAGGGUGGAAAGGGUUUUGGUGGAAUUGACUUUCACUGUGAGAACGACCAGAAACUGAAAGAUUGUCGUCCUACCUCUCAUUACGGUCUUUAGUUUUCAGAUGGUUUUCAUUUCACUCAUGCAGCCCCGUUGUUGGAGGUAAUAGACUGCUGCAUUCACAGUCUUUUAAAGCGGCGCAACAGUGACCUUUCUGCAAUAGUGAAACAUUGGGUAAGUGAAGAGGAUUGAGCCUUCGUACCAAGUGGACCACCUCCGCAGACGUGGUUUUGGCCACAGUGCUGUCACAGCUUUGGAUGUCCUCUCUCUCUCUGUUACCACACCUUCUGUUUACCCAGAAACUGUUAAUCACAGAAAACAAAGCACAUCUAUUGUGCAGUUUCCUUUUUUGUUCCAUGUGCUGAGUGCUGGAGAAGUCAGACUAUCCAAGUAUCUGCAUUGUUAGGGCUGCCCUGAAUACUUUUUUUUUUUUUUUUUUUAAAGCUUUGGUGAUUCGAUGGUAAUCAACAGUGAAUAGUUGCUGAUUUUUAUAACUACAGCAUCAUCUGACAGGUGCCAUACAGACAAAGGAUCAGCAGGGGAGCAAUGGGAGCUAGAGCUCCAUAGCAAAAUGGUACUGUUCAUAGUUUUUUCUUUUUCUUUUUUUCUUUUUUUCUUUUUUUUUUUUUUUUAAAUGAAACUCUUGCUAAAUAGGUAUUAAAAGUCACUAAUUAGCAGCAGUGAGGUGAACUAAAGGGUGCCAGUCAGUGCUGAGAGUGAGAGAGCUCAAGCUCAGAUCUUUUUUUUGUUUUGUUUUGUUUUGUUUUCCACAUAAAAAAAAAAAGUUAAUAUGUGAGUAUUUGGGUGCAGCCCUAAUCUGCAGAGUCUGAUUCCUUACUCCUCACGCCACCAAUAGCUGCUGUUUUGGAUAAUGUCUUUGGUAUCUUUUAUAACACUGAGGCCCUUUUCAGACAUGGGAUGUGUGACAUUUCAUUUAACGUGAUGGCGUUUUUGUCAUUCAAACAUACGUCGCUGUUCUGCUAAUAUUCCUCAUGAUUUCAUUCUGACAAGCGCCCAGCUGUGACAGAGGGCUGUGGUACAUGCAGCAGUGCGUCACAGAGGAGUGUUUUAUUGCGAAUCACAAAUGGGGUUAUGGAGAUAAAAUGUCAUUGUGUGCUCUUUAGGACAUCCUCCAGUGCAUGUCUGAAAGAGGCUUGAGAUAUAACCGACAUGAUAUGCUACUACCUGAUGCCCCCCCCCCCCAACCCUUAAUUAAAAGUUAUUGUGGUCCAACAAAACAGUUGCACUUUGGAUAGCAGUUGCAAAUAGAUGUGACCAGGAUAUGUGCAACCUAAUGGAAUUUGCUUUUAUACCUAAAUACAUUUGCAAGAAAUGUUAUUGUAAUACUGAAUAUAUUGCAAGACAUUCAGUGGAGCUGCUCAGCAUCUGUUUACAAACAGAUAUGAAAUGCAAUAUUUUAUCUUAUCUUAUUCCUUUAUAAUUUGUCUCGUCUCUCUUUGUGUUUUGAUCUAAGCCAGCCACUUGAAUUGUAACAUUCCAUAUAAUGUAGUCUGCAUCUCAAGUGUAUUCCCCUCCACGUUUUAUCUGUAACACAACAGACACUUUUCCAGAGUUGCAAAUAA
This is a messenger RNA of Archocentrus centrarchus (flier cichlid), 3123 nucleotides long. It is a transcript of the gene samd1a, whose product is annotated as sterile alpha motif domain containing 1a. The record is from RefSeq and is a predicted model, not a curated record. The transcript is spliced from 7 exons. The coding region runs from base 162 to 1400 and encodes 412 amino acids. Gene Ontology annotation, molecular function: DNA binding; histone binding; chromatin binding. NCBI's taxonomy places the organism in Eukaryota, Metazoa, Chordata, Actinopteri, Cichliformes, Cichlidae. Gene Ontology annotation, biological process: negative regulation of DNA-templated transcription. Gene Ontology annotation, cellular component: nucleus.